Molecule: messenger RNA, 1089 nt
Organism: Adineta ricciae
Lineage: Eukaryota; Metazoa; Rotifera; Eurotatoria; Adinetida; Adinetidae
Source: the annotation of a GenBank genome assembly
AUGAAAUCAUCAGUAGUUUUACUCAGACGUUUUAAUCUCCUAACUCAUCGCCGUUUUGCUUCAUCUUACACAGUUCAAGAAAUUCAAGCAGAUCAAUAUGGUGCACCUCUCGAUGUACUCAAACUUAAUCAAACAACGACUUUUGAUUCAAGUCAGUUGAAGCCAAAUGAUGUUUUAAUCAAACUAUUGGCAUCACCUAUCAAUCCGGCUGAUAUCAAUAUGGUCGAAGGCAAAUAUGCAAUACUUCCUUCAUCAUUGCCAGCAACAUUUGGUAAUGAAGGUGUUUUUCAAGUUGUUGAUCAUCGUGCUUCAAAUGAACAAUUGAGUCCGGGCGAUUGGGUUAUUCCGAAAAUGCUCGAAUGGGGUAAAUGGCGUUCGCAUGGAAUUGUAUCAAUCAAUGAUUUAAUCAAAAUUCCAUCGGAUAUAACAGUUGAAGCAGCAGCAACUUUAUCAGUCAAUCCUUGUACAGCCUAUCGAUUACUGAAAGAUUUUGUCACGCUAGAAACAGGUGAUACAGUUAUACAAAAUGGUGGAAACUCAAGUGUGGGACAGGCUGUUAUACAGUUAGGUAAACUGUGGAAUAUCAAUGUAAUUAACAUAAUUAGAAAUCGAGAUCAAGGAAUGAAGGAAUUAGUAGAAUACUUAAAAUCCAUUGGCGCCGAACACAUUUAUCUGGAAGAAGAUCUACGGAAAGAAACUCUUCGUACGACUCUUUGGUCAACUAUCCCUCGACCUAAACUUGGCUUGAAUUGUGUUGGUGGCAAAGCAACGAGCGAUCUACUUCGUGUGCUCGAUAAAUCAGCAACUUUGGUUACCUAUGGAGGAAUGAGCAAACAACCAGUCACUGUUCCAACAGCUGAGUUUAUCUUUCGAGAUCUAACUUGUCGAGGCUUUUGGAUGAGUCGAUGGAAAGCCGAAAAUUACAAAGGAAGUGAAUUCGCUAAGAUGCUUCAUGAACUAAUUGAUUUCAUUCGUCGCGGACAUUUGAAACCACCACAGUGCGAGAAAUAUUCACUAGCUGAUUAUAAAACAGCUAUUGAACAAGCACAAAAGCCAUUUAACACUAAAAAAGUCCUUUUUACAUCUUAG